Alosa sapidissima (American shad) is the source of this 2066-nucleotide messenger RNA. RefSeq names its product sialate O-acetylesterase-like. The transcript has 11 exons. Bases 47 to 1588 code for a protein of 513 amino acids. Gene Ontology annotation, biological process: carbohydrate metabolic process. The record is from RefSeq and is a predicted model, not a curated record. Lineage: Eukaryota; Metazoa; Chordata; Actinopteri; Clupeiformes; Clupeidae. Gene Ontology annotation, molecular function: sialate O-acetylesterase activity.
UCUCUGUGUGUGACUGAUCUAGGCUAGGCUACUAUAUGAGCCGACGAUGCGGACAUUGUGGACUGGAUGUGUGUGUUUCAUCAGCCUUUUAACAGCUGUAUCUGGUGAACUUCGUUUUGCAUCGUAUUAUGGUGACCACAUGGUUCUACAGAAGGCCCCAGAGAGAGCCGUGAUAUGGGGCUAUGGGACAAACAACACGACUGUUUUAGUCAACCUCACAGGGCUGUCCAACAGAAAGACAUUCAGGAGUGCCGUGAGAGACCGUAUUUGGAGGGUGACCCUUGAUCCUGUGAAGUCGGGAGGUCCUUACAACCUGAGCGCUGUGGAGAGGGGUGGGAGUGAUGGCGAGGUCAUGCUCACAGACGUGAUGUUUGGGGAUGUGUGGCUUUGUGGAGGACAGAGCAACAUGGCCUUCACCGUCUAUCAGGUAUAUAACAGCUCAGCAGAGCUGGCCUUGGCCUCGAAGUUCCCAGAUGUGCGCAUCUUCCAGGCUGCCCUGGAGACGAGUUCGGUUGAACUUACAGAUCUCUCUGGAGUCUCUGUGCCUUGGUCUGUGCCCACGGCAUCUUUACUGGGUGGUGGAGAUUUCACUCAAUACUCUGCGGUCUGCUGGCUGUUUGGACGCUACCUGUACCAGACCUUGCAGUACCCUAUCGGCCUGGUGGAGUCGUGCUGGGGAGGGACACCCGUGGAGGCGUGGUCCUCUACCAGAUCCCUCCAGAAGUGUGGAAUUCCCCAGGCAACAGAGAGUUACAACGACUUCAUAGAGGAUGAACCAUUAUUGUUGGCUGGCCCAAAGGAAAACUCUGUGCUGUGGAAUGCUAUGAUCCACCCUCUGCUCAACAUGACCAUCACAGGUGCCAUCUGGUAUCAAGGUGAGAACAACCAUAACUACAACCUUGAUAAGUACAACUGCACCUUCCCCAGCAUGAUCGACGACUGGAGGAUGGCCUUCAACCAGGGCUCAGGGGGCCAGACUGCCCCAGACUUCCCCUUUGGAUUUGUGCAGCUGUGCACCGAAAGGCAGGAUAAUGUGCCGGACGGCUUCCCAGAGGUCCGCUGGCAUCAGACAGCCGACUUUGGCUACGUUCCUAAUGAGCGCAUGAAGCGGACCUUCAUGGCCGUGGCCCUUGACUUACCCGACACUGCUUCACCUUGGGGCACUGUCCACCCACGUUUCAAACAGGAUGUGGCCUACAGAUUGACCCUUGGUGCGCGGGCGGUUGCCUAUGGCGAAAAUGUAUCCCACCAGGGUCCCUUCCCAAGUUCUGUUUUUUUGGAUGGCACCUAUCUAAUACUAACUUACAAUCAGAACGUUUCUGCCACCCCAGCCAAAGAUACAUUUGAGGUCUGUUGUUCCAUGGAAAAGGUGCAGUGCAGUUCUGGGGAUAUUUUCUGGAUGUCUGCUCCCAUGGUGCCACAGGGCCCUUCCACGGUGGCCUUGACCCUAGGGGGCUGCCGGGCCGAGCAUGUGGCCUCCCUGCGGUACGCCUGGAAGGACUGGCCCUGUGACUUUAAGGCCUGCCCCGUCUACAGCGCUGACAGGAUCCUGCCUGCACCACCUUUUGUCCUGCACCAGUGGCCCUAGCAAGACAGAGUCACUGUGCCCUUACUCACAAAGUGGGCAGGAGAGCAGCAGCAUUGACGCCUGACAAUCAGUCGGCCUGAGUUUGAAUCAAAUACCUCACACUGUGAAUCCAUGCCACUUUGGAUAAAGGCAGCUGUCACUUUACUUUUACAAAUUGUUUGGGGGGGGGGGGGGGGGGUGCUGUUAGUUGACUGUUCUAAGGUCACAUACAGACUGUUAGUGAGCCUUUCCUGAGUUUCCUAAGCCUUUAAUCUCUCAGUCUGGGCAGGGCAAUGGACAUUUCUAUGAUAUCCAAAUUUUUUGAGAUGCACUUGUAUAUGCAAAAAUGGUCAAUUAUGAAAACAAGGAGCUGCAUGGGAGUUGUGCUGAGGGUUGUGAUUCACCCUCAAUAUUUAUUUACCUUGCUAACAUAAUUUGACCAAUGAUUGAAGAUGUGGUACUUGGCAUGCUGUUGUUAACAUAAACACAUACACUCAGA